UCAAAUUUUAAAAAUACACGAGUGGUGCGGCGUUAGAAACAGAUACAACUACAGGAGAAAAACCGGAGAGAUUCACCAUCAUAACAAGUGAGUAUUGGAUACAACUACAAGAGAAAUACCGGAGAGAUUCACCAUCAGAAGAAAUACCGGAUUGAUUCACCAUCAUAAGAAGUGAGUAUCGGCAAUUGAUACCGAGAAUAAAGCGACACCUGCUGGGAUGUUUCUGAACGGCUAUAAAAGUGCAUCUUCACCGGCUGUGAUGGGAACCGUGUCCACGGCAGUGGGCUCACAGCGGACUCCCACAGCUAAGCCGUUAAAGAACACUCAUCGUCACCAUAAAAUCCCAAGGUGUGCCCAAAGGACCAUUCAGAAAAGAAAGCGCUUGUUCUCGGGGCAGGCUGCAAACCCUUCGGAGCAUCAGGGGUGUAAGGAGACAGACCAGCCCAGUAACCUGGCAGAUACAACCGAGCCUCUGCAGAAGAGACCAAGAACAGAGAGAAGUCCAGAGGAACCUGCUAACCAACCUAUUAUACGUCUUUCCAAAUCACAUUGGACGAAGGUGUAUUUGGAAGGAGAACUGCUGGGUGCAGGAGGAUUUGGUUGUGUGUUUGCUGGGAUACGGAAAGAAGACGGAUUGCCAGUUGCAAUCAAGUUUGUCUCCAAGACAAUGCCCUAUGAAAAACUGCAGCUUACAGGAUAUGGAUGGCUCCCCACUGAGAUAGCGCUGAUGGUCCUUGCAAACUUCAAACCUUGCUCAAGAAUCCUCAAGAUUCUGGACUGGUUCGAAGAGCCAAAACACUAUGUUGUCAUUCUGGAACGGCCUGAACCAUGUCUGGACCUCCAUGAAUUCUCCAGCAAGCAAGGUGGAUGUUUGACUGAGGUCGUGGCUCGCCAUGUGAUGUUUCAGCUGAUGGAGGCGCUGACACAUUGUAAGAGCCAGGGGAUACUGCACCGUGAUGUCAAGCCAGAAAACAUCCUUAUUCAGACAGGCACAUGGCAGGUCAAGCUGUUUGACUUCGGUUGCGGAGACCUCGUCAAAGACUAUUACAAUGACUUCGCAGGUGUCUGAUUUGAGACCAUGAGUUCUUGGUGGCAGCAAGUACUGUGACUCUUUUUCUAAAUCUAAAGUAUCUUUGUUAACAGGCACAUCUGAAUAUGCCCCUCCUGAGUGGUUCAUCCAGGGGCAGUAUCGGGCAGACCCAGCUACCGUCUGGUCUGUGGGAGUGACACUGUACAGGCUGGUGUGUGGCUGUCUGCCUUUCAGGACCACUGAGGAAACAAAAAUUGGCUAUUUGUUCUUCCCUGAAAGUCUGUCUCAAGGCAAGAAAGUAGAAAGACUGAUAAGCUAUGGACUAAUUAAUAGCAGACUGAACUAUACCUUAUACACAGACUUGAGCAGAGAAAGAAGUGUUCAUUUAUUUUAAUGUAUUAUAUUUUAUGACUAUGUAUUAAUUAGUCAAUAUGAUAAAAUUGACAGGAAAUGUGUAGAGUUACAAGUGUGAGGAAUUUCUAAUGUACUCUACAGCAUUUUCUUUAAUGGAUUAUUUAUAAUAAAGCAGGUUCUUUACGGGGUUAAGUAUUAGAUUCUUCUUUCUAUGUCUUAUUGAUUCAUGUACCUGGGUAUUGUGUAACAGAGUGCAGCGAUCUGAUCCGUUGGUGUCUGAGACCCAAUGAAGAAGACAGACCCAGCCUGGAGGAAAUAGAGUUUCACCAAUGGUUUUACUAACCAGAUUUCUGAAGGGCCAGUGUACAGGAGACAGGGACCACUGCACUAACCUCCUCUUAAAAAAUUGUAAUAUAUCUGAACUUUUGUUAAGAAUUGUACAGAACUUUUGUACAGAAUUUCUAAUUAAUUAUAUAACUGUAAAUACAUCUGUAUAUAAUUAGUUUUUUAAUUUUUCAUUAUCUCAUUAUUUUUGUGCUUUUUUUAAUAAAAGAAUAUUUUUUGUUAUCAUGGAUAAGUGUGUAGGAAGGUCAGGGCAAAAUGAGAGCAUUACUAUUGCUUCCGUAAGAAAUGACUUGAUAUGUCACUCCCAAAUAUUUGUUAGAAACAGCAAAAAUGAAAAAUAAAAACAAACAUGACAUGAUUGCUGGUGGUGCACAGUAUAUAAUUAGCUUGUUUCUUUUCCUGUUACUUUAGCUUUCUUUGCAGAGCAGACAAUCCUGCACACUAACAAAGAUUUCCCAACCAAUCCUUCCUCCACAAUUUCUUCAGUUCACAUAAAGGAUUUCUUUCUAUUUAAAACAUUUUUUAUGAAAGAAAUUUUUCAUCUAUUUUUCAUCUAUUAACCAUCUAACUGUACAGGGGUAAUUACUUUCCAACAUUCAUUAUCAUGGCUGUGAUUGGCAUAAUGCACCAGAAUUUUUAUAAAGAAAUGUUCAUCUGAGA
This is a messenger RNA of Hemibagrus wyckioides, 2389 nucleotides long. Its product is annotated as serine/threonine-protein kinase pim-1-like. The transcript is spliced from 6 exons. Bases 218 to 1069 code for a protein of 283 amino acids. Lineage: Eukaryota; Metazoa; Chordata; Actinopteri; Siluriformes; Bagridae. Gene Ontology annotation, cellular component: cytoplasm. Gene Ontology annotation, molecular function: ATP binding; protein serine/threonine kinase activity. The record is from RefSeq and is a predicted model, not a curated record. Gene Ontology annotation, biological process: regulation of mitotic cell cycle; negative regulation of apoptotic process; protein autophosphorylation.